Messenger RNA from Nymphalis io (European peacock), 1133 nucleotides. Its product is annotated as trypsin-2-like. NCBI's taxonomy places the organism in Eukaryota, Metazoa, Arthropoda, Insecta, Lepidoptera, Nymphalidae. Bases 97 to 1098 code for a protein of 333 amino acids. The record is from RefSeq and is a predicted model, not a curated record. The transcript has 5 exons. Gene Ontology annotation, molecular function: serine-type endopeptidase activity. Gene Ontology annotation, biological process: proteolysis.
UCUUUCCACAUACGACGUGAUUGAUUGAUCUCACUAAUUUAAGCUUUCAGUAUUAAAUCGAAUGUAAUGUGAAGUGUGUGAUUGAAAUUUUUUAUAAUGUUUUAUAUCAUUUUCAUAUAUUUUAUAUUUCAUCAUAUAAUACCAGCUGAUUUUAAUAAAUUUGAUAUAAUUAUUAUACCAUUAUUAAAUGUAAAAGGCACAACAAGAAACGAUGAAAAACUAAAUCUAUGGUCGCGAUAUAAGAAAAAUAAUGAUGAUGAUUUAAAACUAGACAUACAACCGUACGACGAAGCAACGGAUAUGGUCGAUAUUGAUAGCUUCGAUUAUAAUAAAGAUCGCGAUAACUUAUACUUAUCAGAAAAAGAUAGUAGCCCUCAAAGAAUAGGUGAAGAUUUGUCAGCAAAUUAUGGCGAGGAUAAAAUUGUGGGCGGUUUUGAGGUUGAUAUCAAUUUGUACCCAUACCAUGCCGCAUAUGGAAGUAAUUGCGGAGGAGCGAUAAUUGACAAAAAGUGGAUUUUAACAGCUGGACACUGUGGAAAGAAACCAUAUGUAAGAGUGGGUUCUAAAUACUUGAACCAGGGCCAAAAAAUACCUGUAAGAAGAAACAUCAUCCAUCCAAUGUGGACAGCAAAGAAUAAAGAUCAUCCUUUCGAUUACGACUUUCAACUCCUGGAACUCGCUGUACCAUUGAAAUUUCAUGAAAACAUACAACCAGUUAAAAUAGCCCACGUAGAAGAUAUGGUAAUUGGUAAAGUCGUUACAGUUACUGGAUGGGGUAAUACUGAAGAAAAUGGCCCUUAUUCAAAUGUUUUACGCGCGGUUCGAGUGCCAAUUAUAUCGAAAGAAAAUUGCCAGCUGGUACCGUUUCCAUAUUUUCGAGGAAGCCUGACUUCUAGAAUGUUCUGCGCGGGAUUUUCCGAAGGAAAAAAGGAUGCCUGCCAGGGCGAUUCAGGAGGACCCGCUGUGGCCUAUGAUAGACUUUUAGGUAUGGUAUCGUUUGGUUAUGGAUGCGCUACUCCUGGCUCUUUUGGUGUUUACAGCAAAGUGUCUAAAGUCAGACCUUGGAUAAAAGAAAUUACAGGAAUGAUAUUAGAUUAACCUGAAACAAAAUUAAAUAUUAUUUUUUAUCCGUU